Molecule: messenger RNA, 966 nt
Organism: Lentinula edodes (shiitake mushroom)
Lineage: Eukaryota; Fungi; Basidiomycota; Agaricomycetes; Agaricales; Omphalotaceae
Exons: 6
Coding region: 1-966 (321 amino acids)
Cellular component (GO): U2-type catalytic step 2 spliceosome; Prp19 complex; U2-type catalytic step 1 spliceosome
Molecular function (GO): U6 snRNA binding; metal ion binding; pre-mRNA binding
Source: RefSeq, a predicted model, not a curated record
AUGCCUCCAAAACUAGACAUCAAUAAGGCUGGGUGGGAGCAGAGUGAAUUUCCCAUUUUAUGCGAAACAUGUUUGGGUGAUAAUCCUUUCAUUAGAAUGUCCAAACAGGAAUUCGGUCGUUCUUGUGGUACGUGUGCCCGUCCGUUUACCGUUUUCCGCUGGAAUCCAGGUUCGGGCAUGCGUUUCAAAACCACUGUAAUUUGUCAGACUUGCGCAAAGAUCAAGAAUGUCUGUCAAACAUGUCUCCUUGACCUGGAAUAUGGCCUACCGACGCAAGUUCGGGAUACUGCGCUGGGUUUUGUGAACGAAGCUCCGACAAGCGAUAUUAAUAGAGAAUAUUAUGCUCAGAAUAUGGAGGGGAAGCUCGAAGGCAACAAAUCUGGAUUGGAUACCGGAAAAGCUCAGUCGGCGGGCAAAGAAAUGCUUAAACAACUGGCUCGGACAGACCCAUAUUAUAAACGCAAUCGCCCAAAAAUAUGCUCAUUCUUUGUAAAAGGCGAAUGCGCUCGUGGCUCAGAGUGUCCUUAUCGACAUGAGAAACCUGUCGACAAUGAACUUUCUCAUCAGAAUAUACAAGACCGCUACCAUGGUCGUAAUGAUCCUGUAGCCAGGAAAAUCAUGGGAGCACAUGCUGAGAGUCAAGGGCUCAAACCUCCAGAAGAUCCAUCCAUUACCUCCUUGUUCCUAACCUCGCUCUCUCCUGAUUCUACCGAACUUUCCAUCCGCACUCAAGUGUUAAAGUCAUUACCAACAGUGCAACCUGCAGAGCUUAAAUCAGUGGUGCAUGUUGCCAAGUCGCGAUGCGCCUUUAUUAAUUUCAAGGAGAGAAAUACUUGCGAAUGUGCUGCGGGAGCCUGGGCCAACGGGCUCGAGAUUGAUGGAGAGCGGGUGGCUGUCAAAUGGGGACGGUCCAAGGCUUCAAAACCCCCAGCUGUUGUCACUUCGUCACUUGCAGUUGUAUCGUAA